AUGGGCGGCCCGCGGGCCUGGGCGCUGCUCUGCCUCGGGCUCCUGCUCCCGGGAGGGAGCGCCGCGUGGAGCGUCGGGGGAGCUCCGUUCUCUGCGCGCAGGAACUGGUGCUCCUACGUGGUGACCCGUGCCGUGUCAUGCCACGUGCAGAAUGGCACCUACCUGCAGAGGGUGCUGCAGAAUUGCCCCUGGCCCAUGAGCUGCCCUGGGAACAGCUACAGGACGGUGGUGAGACCCACGUACAAGGUGAUGUACAAGAUGGUGACGGCCCGCGAGUGGAGGUGCUGCCCCGGGCACUCGGGGCCGAGCUGCGAGGAAGUUGCAGGCUCCUCUGGCUUCGUGGAGCCCGGGUGGUCGGGCAGCGCCACGCGGCGGAUGGCACUUCAGCGCACAGGCUUCUCAGGUUGUCUCAACUGCAGCAAAGUGUCAGAGCUGACGGAGCGGCUGAAGGUGCUGGAGGCCAAGGUGGCGGUGCUGACUGUCACGGAGCGGGCAGCGCCCCCGACCCCAGCUGCCCCUGAGGACCCCGCCCCGCUCUGGGGUUCCCCAGCUGUCCAGGGCAGCCCCGGGGAUGGAGGCCUCCGAGGGCUGCCGGGAAGCAGAGAAAACCAGAGGCCCCCUCUGCUCCCUCGAGAUGAUCGAGUUGGUGCCCGGGGGCUUCCUGGGCCCGCUGGGCCCAAGGGAGACCCUGGCAGCCGGGGCCCGAUGGGGAUGAGAGGCCCACCAGGUCUGCAGGGCCCCCCAGGGAGCCCUGGCCAGGCGGGAGCUGUGGGCAUCCCGGGAGAGAGGGGACCUCCAGGGCCCCCAGGCCCUCCUGGCCCCCCUGGGCCCCCAGCCCCUGUUGGACCACCCUACACCCGGAUCUCCCAGCAUGGGGACCCGUUUCUGUCCAACACCUUCACUGAGACCAGCAGCCACUGGCCCCAGGGACCGGCUGGGCCCCCAGGCCCCCCAGGCCCCAUGGGUCCUCCUGGACUUCCUGGUCCCAUGGGGAGUCCUGGGAGUCCUGGACAUAUGGGACCCCCAGGCCCUACUGGACCCAAAGGAACCUCCGGCCACCCUGGGGAGAAGGGCGAGAGGGGACUGCGGGGGGAGCCUGGCCCCCAAGGCUCCAUGGGGCAGCGGGGAGAACCUGGCCCCAAAGGAGACCCUGGUGAGAAGAGCCACUGGGGGGAGGGGUUGCACCAACUACGCGAGGCUUUGAAGAUUUUAGCUGAGAGGGUUUUAAUCUUGGAAACAAUGAUUGGGCUCUAUGAACCAGAGGGGUCAGGGGCAAGCCUCGCCGGCACAGGCACCCCCAGCCUCCUGCGGGGCAAGAGGGGAGGACACGCGGCCAGCUACCGGAUCGUGGCCCCCAGGAGCCGAGACGAGAGAGACUGA
Rangifer tarandus platyrhynchus (Svalbard reindeer) is the source of this 1380-nucleotide messenger RNA. NCBI's taxonomy places the organism in Eukaryota, Metazoa, Chordata, Mammalia, Artiodactyla, Cervidae. The record is from the annotation of a GenBank genome assembly.